UAGAGGAGGGAUCGGAGAAGGCCUGUGCAGGACACAAAGGUUGGAGGCAAGGGAGAGAGAGGAAGAAAGGGCAGGAGGAGAGGCGGAACAACCCGUCUCCCUCCACCUCUCUGCCUUCUUCUCCCGCGCCCCCCAUCCUCCCCCAUCCAUCGCACGAACGCACUGAUCGGCCGGCCACCGGCGUCCAUCUCGGUUGGCGUGGCCGCGGCGGCCUGUCGCAAUCACCAGGCGGUGGCGCGAUGCAGGGAGGCCCUCUGAGCCCGGACGAUUACCGGGCCGCGUCGCCGCCGCCGCUGCUGCACCAGGCGGCGCCCACCAUCGUCGUGGCCAUCGACCGCGACCGGAACAGCCAGCUGGCCGCGAAGUGGGUCGUGGACUACCUCCUCUCCAGCGCCUCCCACAUCAUCCUCCUCCACGUCGCGGCCCACCACCACCCCUCCAACCAUGGAUUUUCCAUGGCGGAGUCGACGCAUGGGCCGCACGGCUCGCUGGAGGCUGAGAUGAAGGAGCUCUUUGCCCCCUACAGAGGAUUAUUCAGCCGGAAUGCGCAGGUGGACGUAUCCGAGGUCGUUUUGGAGGAGCCAGACGUGUCCAAGGCCAUUCUAGCUUACAUCACUGCAAACAAGAUCCAGAGCAUUGCGCUCGGCGGAGCAUGCAGAAAUGCAUUCACCAAGAAAUUCAAGAACGCGGACGUGCCGUCGACCCUGAUGAAGUGCGCGCCGGACUACUGCAACAUCUACGUCGUCGCCAAGGGCAAGUCCGUCAACGUCCGGCUCGCCAGGUGCGGCGUGCCGCCUUUCGGCGGCGCCGACAUCCUUCGCGACGCCGAGUCCCUCCGGGGGUCGGCGCUGUACGCGCGGCGCGGGUCCAGGGGGUACCUGCCGCCGGCGACGCCGCCUGACGCGACGAGGCGCUCCGUCGACGGCCGCACCCUGCCGGAGCUCACCACGCGGCCGCCGUUCCGCGAGCGAUCGCUCGCGGGCUCGGCGACCAAGAACCUGAUGCCGUUGUCCAAGGACCACUCCGACGCGUCCAUCCGGUCGGCGAGGCACGACUCCCUCUCCGAGCUCGACUUCGGCUCCUCCAUGGACUUCGGCGAGAACCUCGACAUGUCCACCACACUCACCGCCAGCCCCGGCCAUGAGCCCAUGUCGCCGGCAUCCGGCCAAGCGCAUCGGGAGCUGGAGGCCGAGAUGCGGCGGCUCCGGCUGGAGCUCCGGCAGACGAUGGACAUGUACAACGCGGCGUGCAAGGAGGCUAUCAACGCGAAGCAGCGUGCCAAGGAGAUGCAGAUGCUGAAGCUGGAGGACGCGCGGCGGCUGGAGGAGGCCCGGCACGCGGAGGAGGCGGCGCUGGCUCUGGCCGACAUGGAGAAGGCCAAGUGCCGAACGGCCAUGGAGGCCGCCGAGGCGGCGCAGAGGCUGGCCGACCUGGAGGCGCAGCGGCGGCGCAACGCCGAGAUGCGCGCGCGCCGCGAGGCCGACGAGAAGGUGCGCGCCCUGGACGCCAUCUCCAACCACGACUUCCGGUACCGCAAGUACCACAUCGACGACAUCGAGAUGGCCACGGAGCGCUUCUCCGACGGCCUCAAGAUCGGCGAGGGCGGGUACGGCCCCGUGUACCGCGCCUCCCUCGACCACACCCCCGUCGCCAUCAAGGUGCUCCGGCCCGACGCGCACCAGGGGCGGAAGCAGUUCCAGCAGGAGGUGGAGGUGCUCAGCUGCAUCCGCCACCCCAACAUGGUGCUCCUCGUCGGCGCCUGCCCGGAGUACGGCUGCCUGGUGUACGAGUACAUGGACAACGGCAGCCUGGAGGACCGGCUGUACCGGCGCGGCGGCACGCCGCCGAUCCCGUGGAGCCAGCGGUUCCGGAUCGCGGCGGAGAUCGCGACGGCGCUGCUGUUCCUGCACCAGACGAAGCCGGAGCCGCUGGUGCACCGGGACCUGAAGCCGGCCAACAUCCUGCUGGACCGCAACUACGUGAGCAAGAUCAGCGACGUCGGGCUGGCGCGCCUGGUGCCGCCGUCGGUGGCGGACAGCGUGACGCAGUACCGGCUGACGGCGACGGCGGGCACCUUCUGCUACAUCGACCCGGAGUACCAGCAGACGGGGAAGCUGGGCGUCAAGUCGGACAUCUACUCCCUUGGCGUGCUGCUGCUGCAGGUGGUCACCGCGCGGCCGCCCAUGGGGCUCACGCACCACGUCGAGAAGGCCAUCGACGCCGGCACCUUCCACCAGAUGCUCGACAUCACCGUCAAGGACUGGCCCGUCGAGGAGGCGCUCGGCUUCGCCAAGCUCGCGCUCAAGUGCACGGAGAUGCGGCGGAGGGACCGCCCGGACCUCGCCACCGUCAUCCUGCCGGAGCUCAACCGGCUAAGGAACCUCGGCAUCGCCUACGACGCGCGCAUGACGGCCGCUGCCAGCUGCGGCGGCGGCGGCGACGGCGGCGUGCACGCCAGCGUGAGCUCCACGACGCUGGGUGGCUCGUGGAAAACGGCGGAGAGCUAGCGGUCGACUUGCUUGUCAGUUAGGGAGGGAGAUUUUUGUACUUACGGGGAGGGUUAAAUCCAAAAGCUAAGUCUUGGUGUAUGCACAGUUCUGUGUAUGAGAAAUACUAACACGUC
Molecule: messenger RNA, 2623 nt
Organism: Panicum hallii
Lineage: Eukaryota; Viridiplantae; Streptophyta; Magnoliopsida; Poales; Poaceae
Product: U-box domain-containing protein 35-like
Exons: 5
Coding region: 240-2507 (755 amino acids)
Biological process (GO): protein phosphorylation
Molecular function (GO): ATP binding; protein kinase activity
Source: RefSeq, a predicted model, not a curated record